Molecule: messenger RNA, 2368 nt
Organism: Aspergillus calidoustus
Lineage: Eukaryota; Fungi; Ascomycota; Eurotiomycetes; Eurotiales; Aspergillaceae
Source: the annotation of a GenBank genome assembly
AGGAAAGCCGGGGUGGUUCGAAAGAAUCCACGCGCGUCAGCCUGCUCCACAAAUCGGCUCUGGGGUAGUAUCGCAUCGGACGAGUUCCGAUGGAACAUCUCCAAUUCUCCGCAUUCUGUACCCCAACCCUGGCCGAUCUUCAUCGUUACACCGUCGUCAUUCGUCGGGGCGCAGAACUCCGCGAUCGCCAGUUGCUUGUCUCACACCAGGAAUGCCAGGUUUUUGUCGGCCCGUCUUCGGGGUGAACACAUAAAUGUAGGCAUCCCGCUGCCUCUGCUGGCUUUCUCAACCCUCGGCGGGUUAUUGUUCGGCUAUGACCAAGGCGUAGUCAGCGGUGUCAUUACCAUGGAGUCCUUUGCGGCUAGAUUUCCGCGUAUUUUUUCCGACAGUGGCUUCAAGGGGUGGUUCGUUUCGACCCUUUUGUUGGCGGCGUGGCUAGGCUCGUUGGUCAAUGGACCCGUUGCCGACCGGCUGGGACGCAAGCUGUCGAUAAACCUGGCAGUCGUCAUCUUCGUGAUCGGAUCCGUUUUUCAGUGCGUCGCGGCGAAUCUGCCGAUGAUCUUCGCUGGGAGAGCAGUCGCUGGUUUCGCGGUUGGUAUGCUGACCAUGGUCGUUCCGCUGUAUAUCUCCGAGGUCUCGAUUCCUGAAAUCCGCGGUGGUCUCGUGGUUGUACAGCAGCUGUCCGUCACCCUCGGUAUCCUGAUAAGCUACUGGAUCGACUACGGCAGCAACUACAUCGGCGGCUCGCGCUGCGCCCCGGACGUCCCCUACGCUGACGGCACGAGCUUCAACCCGUACACUGAUGUCCCACCGGGAGGCUGCACAGGCCAAUCGAACAUAUCUUGGCGUCUACCCUUAGGACUUCAAAUUGCGCCCGCGGUGAUUCUCGGUGUCGGCAUGAUCUUCUUCCCGGAUUCGCCACGCUGGCUCUUGAUGAAGGAGCGCGACGAUGAAGCCUUGUCUGCGCUGUCGCGAUUGCGGAGGCAGGCCCGGGAUAGUCUGCCUCUUCAGAAUGAGUACCUCGAGAUUCGGGCUUCUAUCAUGCUUGAGAAUACGUUUGCGCGGGAACAUUUUCCGAAUCUUUCGGGUGUCAAACUACAUGCUGCUCAGUACUUGUCCUUCCUCACGACCUGGUCUCGGUUCAAACGCUUGACGAUUGGCUGCUGCGUCAUGUUCUUUCAGCAGUUCAUGGGUUGCAACGCCAUUAUCUACUACGCCCCAACGAUCUUCAGCCAAUUAGGCCUAGACGGGAACACGACCUCCCUCCUCGCUACCGGCGUAUACGGUAUCGUCAACUGCCUUAGCACCCUGCCAGCCCUUUUCUUCAUUGAUAAAGUCGGCCGUCGUGUUCUCCUCAUGGCUGGUGCCACGGGCACCUGUAUCUCUCUGGUUAUUGUGGGUGCUAUCGUGGGAGCAUAUGGGUCUAGCCUGGUGGAUAAUAAGUCUGCCGGCUGGGCGGGUAUUGCGUUCAUUUAUAUCUACGACAUCAACUUCUCAUAUUCGUUUGCCCCGAUCGGCUGGGUUCUCCCAUCGGAGAUAUUCAACCUCUCUAUCCGAUCCAAAGCCAUCUCCAUCACGACGUCCGCGACUUGGAUGUGUAACUUCAUAAUCGGCCUCGUCACCCCCGACAUGCUCGAAUCAAUCACCUGGGGCACUUAUAUCUUCUUCGCAGCCUUCUGCCUCAUAGCACUGGCGUUCACGUUCUUUUUCAUUCCCGAGACUCGUGGAAAGACUCUUGAAGAUAUGGACCUCAUCUUUGGGGAUACAGCUGCACACGAGGAGAAGAAGCGCAUCAAGCAUAUUGAGGCUCAGCUGCGUGGGACUCCGAUUGAGGAUGAUGAGGUUUUGAAACCGGUCGAGCACCAUGCGGAGAUGGUGGGUGCUGUCUGAUGGCUAUGAUAACAUUGCUGCGGCAAGGUUGACGGAAGAUAUAUCUCAAAGCUAUGCUGUGAAAUAAACAAUACCUUCAUUCCACGUACCUAAGGAUUCGAGAAAGAGAAGAGGAAUAGAAAGACAUUUGAGAUUAUCCUCGUCCAAACCAAGCACGCAUCAUCUCGUCAUCACACUAGGAACGUACGGAACAAGUCCCACAUCUCACGAAGAACCGCUCUUCUUCCUCUCCUCAAAAACCAACUCAAGCGCCCCCGUCGCCAACGUGAAGGUGUCAUGACAACUCUCCAAGAAAACAUCGGCUCUUUGCCCCUGUGCAAGACGGACGUCGUAUCUGGUCAGAAUCUCGGCGGCAACGAGUCGGAGUUCCAUCAGCGCCAACUGCUUUCCGACACACGCGUAUGGGCCUAGAGAAUGAUCAGGACUACAAGACCAGGACUAGGAAUUGGGAUUUAUGACAAACCAGCAUUGAACGGGA